Messenger RNA from Kluyveromyces marxianus DMKU3-1042, 1857 nucleotides. It is a transcript of the gene AGP1, whose product is annotated as amino acid transporter AGP1. Gene Ontology annotation, molecular function: amino acid transmembrane transporter activity. NCBI's taxonomy places the organism in Eukaryota, Fungi, Ascomycota, Saccharomycetes, Saccharomycetales, Saccharomycetaceae. The transcript has a single exon. Gene Ontology annotation, biological process: amino acid transmembrane transport. The coding region runs from base 1 to 1857 and encodes 618 amino acids. Gene Ontology annotation, cellular component: membrane. The record is from RefSeq and is a predicted model, not a curated record.
AUGUCAAACUCUGGUCCUUCUGACAAGGACUUCGCAAGUCAUGAAAUGAGUGACCUUAAAUUGAGCAACAAAUCGGACAUUAUAAUAAAUGAUUCCAUAGCAAAUAAUGAGGGAGAUGCUGAGUACUAUGAAAAGACAUUUGCCAACUCUGACGAUUAUAAUUAUGAAUCGAAGGGCUCUAGUUGGAGGCGAUUCAAGGACUCCUUCAAAAGAGCUGACCGCAUCAAUCAAGACAUCCUGGGCUCUGCUGAUUUGGAGUUGAACCCAUCCCACAGUUUAGUCGCAGAAAAUGCUAAUCUAAAGCAAAAUAUUAAAGGAAGACACGUUCUUAUGAUGUCUUUGGCCACUGGUAUUGGUACCGGUUUGCUUGUUGGUAACGGUAAAACUUUAUACACUGGUGGUCCAGCUGGUUUGACUAUUGGUUAUGCCAUCAUGGGUUCCUGUUUGUACAGUAUUAUCCAAGCUGCUGGUGAGAUGGCUGUUGCAUACCCAACUUUGGUUGGUAAUUUCAACAAUUACCCAUCUUUCUUGGUCGACCCCGCUUUGUGUUUCGCUACUUCUAUCAUUUACUGUUUGCAAUGGUUAUGUGUUUUCCCAUUGGAAAUCAUUUCUGCAUCUCUCACAAUCAAGUACUGGACUACCUCUGUCAACCCCAACGUUUUCUGUGCCAUCUUUUACUGUUUAAUUAUUUUCAUUAAUUUGUGUGGGUCCGCUGGUUACGCAGAAGCGGACUUCUUCUUCAACACUUGUAAAGUUUUGAUGUUCAUUGGUUUCUUUAUUUUAGGUAUCAUCAUAAAUUGCGGCGGUGCUGGUAAUGAUGGAUACAUUGGUGCUAAGUACUGGCACAAUCCAGGUGCCUUUAAUGGUCACACUAGUAUCGAUAGAUUCAAGGCUGUUGUUUCUACCCUAGUUACCGCUGCUUUUGCAUUUGGUGCUUCAGAAUCUGUUGCGUUGACCGCUAGUGAACAGUCUAACCCAAGAAAGGCUAUCCCAAGUGCUGCAAAACAAGUUUUGUACAGAAUCAUCGCCAUUUUCUUAGGUAGUAUCAUUCUUAUUGGUUUCUUGGUCCCAUAUAACUCCACAGAAUUGAUGGGUUCCGGUAGUUCUUCUGUGCAUGCAUCUCCAUAUGUGAUUGCUGUUGCCUCCCACGGUGUUAAGGUUGUUCCACACUUCAUCAAUGCUGUCAUCUUGUUAUCAGUUUUGUCUGUGGGUAACUUUGCAUUCUACUCUAGUUCUCGUAUUUUGCUAUGUUUAUCCGAGAUUGGUUAUGCUCCAAAGCAACUACAAUACGUUGAUAGAAUGGGAAGACCCUUAUAUGCUAUGAUUAUUGGUGCCAUUUUCGGAUGUAUUUGCUUCGUCAGUGCUUCACCAAAGGAAGAACAAGUGUUCACUUGGCUAUUGGCCAUCUCAGGUUUGUCACAAUUGUUCACAUGGAUGGCCAUCUGUAUUUCUCACAUUAGAUUCAGAAAGGCCUUAACUGUUCAAAACAGAACUGCAGGAGAGUUAGGUUUCAGAUCCCAGGUUGGUGUUUGGGGCUCAUGGUACGGUGUCAUCAUGAUGUUCUUGAUCUUAAUUGGUCAAUUUUGGGUCGCUUUGUUCCCAAUCGGUGGUAAGAAGGGUGCUGAUGCAAACAACUUCUUCCAAAACUAUUUGGCAUUACCUGUCUUCUUAGUACUAUACUUGGGUUACAAGACAUACUACAAGGAUUGGAGGCUAGUUAUCCCGGCCGAAGAAGUCGAUCUUGUUUCUCACAGAAAGCUCUUCGAUGAAGACGUACUAAAACAGGAAGACGAGGAAUAUAAACUCAGAUUAAAGCACGCAUCCUUCUGGGCAAAGAUGCAAGAUUUCUGGUGUUAA